This is a messenger RNA of Entamoeba histolytica HM-1:IMSS, 543 nucleotides long. RefSeq lists its product as uncharacterized. NCBI's taxonomy places the organism in Eukaryota, Evosea, Mastigamoebida, Endamoebidae. The record is from RefSeq and is a predicted model, not a curated record. Bases 1 to 543 code for a protein of 180 amino acids. The transcript has 2 exons.
AUGAAUUGUUUAUUCAUUUUUGUACUUCUUGUUAUUGCAAAUGCCGAAUGUGGUGAACGUAAAUUAAAAAAGUUUCUUAUUGUAUUUAAAGAUUGUGAAAAUUAUUAUGAUCCAUGUGAUUGUUUGAAACGAAAAGAAUAUUACUUAAAAGAAAACGAGUGUAAUGAAACUGAAGAAUAUAAACAAGUAACUUCUGCUCUUCAAAGUUGUGGUGAACCAAAAGAAGGAAGUUGUUUGUAUCAAAAAGAUUAUGAGUGUAGAAUUGUUCAUAGUGGAUGUCUUGACGUUGUUUCACUUGGUCUUGGCGGAUCAAAACAACACUGUCUUGAAAAAUUUGCAGAAUGUUUAAAAAAUGCUCAUUGUGAAAACUUACCAAUGUAUCAACAAGCCACAGAAAUUCUUACCCAUCCAGACCAAUAUGCUGAACAAUUAAAAACUGUUCCACAAAAUAAAGAUUCUCAACCACCAAUGGCAGAUCAACCAAAAGAAGAUCAACCAAAAGAAGAUCAACCAAAAGAAGAUCAACCAAAAGCUGAGUUAUAA